Molecule: messenger RNA, 7339 nt
Organism: Ylistrum balloti
Lineage: Eukaryota; Metazoa; Mollusca; Bivalvia; Pectinida; Pectinidae
Exons: 10
Coding region: 98-4993 (1631 amino acids)
Source: RefSeq, a predicted model, not a curated record
UUGGUGUUUUGUCAUAUCAGCAUCAAAAUGACUCACAUGUAAUAAAUAUGGUUGUUUGAAUAUUUCUAUUUCCUGGCCCUACUAGGGUCAGAGGUUGAUGGGGUCACAGAGGUCAAUAGCAACUGAUUUACCGGAGACUGUCUUCACUACUAAACAGCUGUACCUUACUCCAAAGACCAGCAUGGACACAUGUAAAGUUUGUGGUGCAGCAAACCUUGUGGAACAGGAUCAACACUCCUGUAGUGUGUGUAACAAGGUGUUGUGUGUUUCCUGUGCAGAGAUGCAAGAAAAGCUGCUCUUUAUGGGGAACGAUACCAAAAAGUCAAGGGGAGAUAACUGUCCACUGUGUAAACUAUUAUUUAGUAUGAGUGUUGAGGAAAAUACCACUCCAAUAGACGAUGAAGGUAUCAUUUCAUAUGAAAAUCACAGUGAAGUUAACUCACCAGUAUUAAUACAGGAAGUCGUUGACUCAAAAAGUACAGAUGGCCUAACUGAUGCUGUAUAUGCAAAUAAUAUGUCAAAGGUGACAGGUGCAAAGUUGUUAGAUUCAAAAAGGUUGGAUAAGACAGCUGUAGAUUCUUUAGAAACAGAAAGUCAAGAAAAAGGUAUCAGAGGUCAGAAUGGAGAGACUUUCGACAGUGGUCAAGGGCAGAAAUUAAGGACAUCACACAAUAAUGGUCACAUGGAUUCACAUGCCACAACAAUGGACAUGAGUCAUUCUGUGAAAAUACAGACCAUAGCAGAUAGAGGUCAUGAUAACAAGAAAGAAACAAUGACCUCAAGUGAAGAUGACAAGCUCAGCACCACAGGUCAAGGUGACACACUCAUCACCACAGGUCAAGGUGACAAGCUCAGCAGUAAAGGACAAGGUGACAAGCUCAGUACCACAGAUCAAGGUGACAAGCUCAGUACCACAGAUCAAGGUGACAAGCUCAGUACCGCAGAUCAAGGUGACAAGCUCAGUACCGCAGAUCAAGGUGACAAGCUCAGUACCGCAGAUCAAGGUGACAAGCUCAGUACCGCAGAUCAAGGUGACAAGCUCAGUACCGCAGAUCAAGGUGACAAGCUCAGUACCGCAGAUCAAGGUGAUAGUCUAGCGACAGUAAAUAGAUCUGAAAAACUAAUAGUGCCAAGAAACAGUCAGCAACAACCAAAUAUAGGUAAGCAAGCAAAAAUAUCAACACUGACUGAAACAUCCACUCAAGGAAAUCUGGAGUAUGUUAAUCUUAACUUGACUGACAAAACUACAGAUGUCAACCCUGAGGAAACUGUAUCUACACUAGAUAACGGAGUCUCAGAAAGGAAAGAGAUAUUGGGUAGAUCAGUCACAUAUCAGAAAGAAAACAAACUUUUAGAAGAUUCUUGUGUACAUAAUGUUGACGAGGAGACUGAAAUAUUAAAGAAGAGGGAAAUGACCAGCAGCUCUGACAAAUCAGAAAAAACAGAUCUUAAAAAGAAUCAAACGAAUAUCGCAACAUCAAGGUCAUCAACUGCCUUGUCAAAUUUAUCAUCAGCAGAGGGCAGUUCUAAUCAGACCUUGAUGAAUUUCGUGGAUGAAAAUGACAUUGAUGAUGAUUUAGAGGAAGUGGAGUAUGAUAAUCUAGGAUUGAAAGAAUACAAUGAACAGAAGCAUCUUUUAGAUUCAGUGUUAGGAGGGUUAAUGGGUCUCAAACAGUUGCAGAAGACUCAAUCUGCACACAGGUCAGGAAUGCGAAUGGCCGUUGUUAGAAUAGCAGAACCUGGACAGGUGACUCAGCAGCAAGAGGGACAUGGCACUACUCGUUUCACUCAACAGAUCCGCUAUCGUGACAUUCUGAUUGUUGGGGAAGGAGAUACAGCUUUUGGUUCUGAGGAAAAUUCAAGUGGUGAUUCAACAGUGCGUUCAAGCGAUACCAAGCCUCAUGAUGUGAAGGAAAGCAUACCACAUUCACUCUCAAAUCGGGAACCUGACGAUUCUAACAUGGCAAUUCUAGACAACUUUUCAGCAGGAAUACCAAAUGACUUUUCCAGUGGAGAUUUUUCCGGAUUAGGAUCAUAUGAACAUUUUACUAACCCUUCGCGGGAAAAGAAUCCUGGCAUUUCUCAUCCUGAAUCUAACCCUGUUAGACGCUAUGGAAGUAACUUUAAUGGUCAGACAGGAAGAACAAACACUUUCCAGAAUUCUGGAUCCCAGAAUUUUAAUGUUGAUGAAUCUGUCAUACCUGUGCAUGAAGACAGGGCAUUUAAUUCUGCAGAAUUAUCAGAUGCUGGUGGUAAGACAGGGAGAGGAACUAAGUCUUCUGGGGUUUCACAAAAGCGAUCUGGAAAGCAGAAUAGAAAAGAUUUUGCUCAUGCUUGCUCAGGGUGUGGUAGGAGGGACUGCGAAGGAAGCUUUAUGAAGUUCCUGAGAGAAAUGAUCCUCACGGCAGGAAAUGAAGGAUUCGAAAUUCGUAAUGUGAUUCCUGAUGGAAAUUGCAUGUUUGCUGCCAUUGUGGAUCAGCUAGAGCUAAAAAAAGAUUUCUCCUUUAGUCCAAGAUCUCUAAGAUUUGAGUGCCUUAACUACCUACGAGAAAACCCUAAAAGUGAGGAUGGUACCCCCUAUGCACUAUUUUUAGAUGGGGAAACUUGGGAUGAAUAUCUCACAAGGAUGAGUCAGGAUGGAGAGUGGGGUGAUCAUAUGGUACUCCAGGCGAUAUCACAGGUGACGAAAAGAAAUAUACAGGUCAUUCAUCAUGAUACAGAGCGAGACUGGACAGUUAUUGAACAUAAGCAGACCCCUGCUGACAAAACGGACAAGUCUGACUGCCUGUUUCUGGGUCAUGUAGGAGAGUUCCACUAUGUUAGUCUCCGACCAUCAGAUCUAGCCAAGCAACUGCAUAAUGACGAUGAUAUUGAGAGCGAUGAUGAAAACUUCAGAUCGUUGGAUGUCUUUCAGACUUCACCAAAUCUACCAAACUUUGAUGAUCCUUCUAAACGGGAGAUGUUUGAGGAGAAUUACUUUGACCCCUGGAGUGAGAUACCAGUUGUCCAUUUAUCCUACGUAAUGAAGAAGUUUGUUCCAAAUGCAACCACUCUCCAGAGUGCCGACUCUAUGGUGGCAAACGCCGAGAUGAUGAUGGAAGAAGGCCAGUUGAAUACCAUUAGGAAACACUAUGGGAUUGAUGUAUCGUCAUCUAUGGUUUUGAUUGGGGACGCAGCAGAAGGGUUAUAUGCUCCUUAUCUCAAUGAAAGGGAGAGAACUGAGUAUGACAAAGGAUCUGAAUGGGUAGAUGUAACAGGGCUGGUGAUGCCAAACACCUGUAUUGCAUACCCCAGCGAUCACAGUGAUGUCGGGGAGAUGGAUGCAUUGAUAGAGACUAAAGAUGUCCACCCGGGAUAUGCUCGACUAUUGACCCGUUACCCCAGUCAGUGGGGGAUGUCCUCCUCAGGUGCGGGAGCUGUUACCUGUUACCUCCCUAGUCAUCAUUCAAACUUCAAGAAAGCAUUCAACAUGAGUAAAGAGGAGAAAGACUACAGUGCUAGCCAAAACCCUUCCCUUGUGUCUUUUUUCAACAAAAUUUCCAUGGCCAUUGUGGCACCAUUUUGGCCAGCUGUUGCUGAAGAAUGGAAGACACGCCAUAGAAAAGCCAAUUGGCCGCCCCAAAAAAUCAUAGAUAACAUUGUUUCUGGCGGAUAUCAUUUUGAGUGUUUUCCACAUCCUAAGAGUAAAAAUCCAGACAUUGAAUUCCAUGCCUGUUUUGGUGUUGCCGAGAAAUUGCUUGCACAAGAGGCACUGAGCCAGGAUCAGCGAUACAUUUUCCUUGUGUUCAAGGCAUUGUGCAGUCAGGAAUUCACUGAAGAUGACCUCAUUACAUCAGUCCACCUCAAAAGCAUAUUCUUUUAUGCUUGUGAACAGUUGCCGUGUGACAUUUGGAUGACACGUCCAGGUUCUUGUGUGUUCUAUUUGCUUGAUGCUCUGUUUACUUGCAUUCAAGAAAGAAAUGUGCCUGACUACUUCCUGUCAACAAACAAUCUUAUAGAUCAUUUUGAUGAGGACCAGCACAAACAAAUCCUGCAGAAGAUAAUGACCUUGAGAAAUGAUCCAUUGAGCAAUCUAUUAAAGAUUGGUCAGAAAAACCGUAUCUAUAAUGCAGAAAGAAUCCUUACGUUGGUCACGAAUGAUAUCAAUGUUUUCCAUGAACAUCACAGUGCACGGAGAUCUGUAUUAGAAGCCCUUGUCCCUAUCUCUAUUGACAUCGCCAAAUACAACAUCCAUACAUAUUCUUACAAGCAGGCUUUGGAGCUACUACAGGAGGCAUACGAGGAACGUUUGGCUAUAAGUACUUGUGAGGAUGCUCUCCCUUUUACGGCUUUCCUCACACAAGCUACCGAUGGCUGUCCCGUGGAGAAUCAAUGGUGGUUCUAUCUCAACGUUGAUCAACAGCUUCACACCACCCUCUGUGCUGAUCUCAGCAUGAACAUGCAGCCAGUGGCACUAGAGGAACUGGUGGGUAAGGAUGUAGCCCAAACACUAGUUGGCACACUCAUUCCUGCGGUAAUGGCACAUAAACUUUGUCGUUUCUGCUCGGAUAUGGCCGCUCAUCUUUAUAACACAUACCACACCCAAAAAUGUCUGCCAUUUCUCUUGUACAAUUUGGACCGUUAUCGUGAGAAACGACAACGAUUUGCACUUGGUAACACUCAAGGUCAGCGUCAGUAUUUCCCCAACAACAGACAGCCAUUUACCGAUGAAGAUGAAGAUGAUUACACGGACAGUAAUGCUUUAAGGGUUUUCAAUCAGUUGUUUAUCGUAUACAAUCGUCUGAAUCAGCUUUGGAUAUUCCAGGAUCUCAUACCAGAGUUUGAAAACUUGUGUGAGAUCAUUAACACUAGACAUGCCUACACAAAACUUGUGAAUUCAUUAACACAAAUGGGACUCACUGAAAGAGCCCAGAUGGCAGAAGCCAAACGAAAUAGUAUUCCAAGUGAGAGUACCAGGUCUCCAUACCUGGACAGCAGCAGUACAUAUUACUGAAAACCAGAAUGGAGAUUUAAUCUGCAACACGUUCAGGGAUGGGGGCUUGGUCUUGGGUCACUUCAGAGUAGGAAUGAGGGUUUCCUGAAGUAGGAAAAUAGUAUUUAAUGAGUUUUCUGUUUAACUGUGGUAUAUAUGGGUUAAUGGCUUCUGAUUGUAUUAGAAGUGGCCAUGGCUUGUUUUGUCUGUUAAAAAUUAUUUUCUUAGCCCCAUAAUCCUGUAUAGUAAGCAAUAUUCUCAAAGGAUUUUAUAACAAAAUUAAAUCCCCAAUGAACUUUUCUACAACGAUAAAAAAUCUCUGAAAAUAUCUGUUAUGCAUGUAGACAUUGACACCAGUUCAUAAACACAAGUGAAAUGUAAUUCUGGUGAUCUAGCUCUCGCCAGGAAAACCAUAUCACCACCAAAUUAAACAACUUCCAGGCAGAGGGCGUCAAUUAGGAAUGAUCAAGAUGACGGCAAUAAUAACGUAGUUGAUAGUGUGCUUUCUGUUGCCUACUUCACUUUUGCUUUGUAUCAUGAUACUAAGAUACACAAAUUCUUUGUAGACAUUAGAAAUCCUUGAAUGAACAUUGAUAUGAUUGAUGUAUUUUUGAAAAAUAUUUUUAAGAAUUGAAAUUUGAAAAUCGUGAAAUAAAAUAAAAGGAAAAUGUGUAUACACACACAAAAGAGAGUGUCAAUAAUUUCCAGUCAACUGAAAAAUGAAAAACUUUGAAUAACUUAAUUCAUUGUCUCUUCAUUUCAAUAAUUAUUGGCUUUUGGACAAAUGAAUGAACAUUUUCAAAUAGACUGGUUGUAACUGGGUGAUAAGUGAAUGUGUAAAUGUAAAAGUGAGUGAAAGAUCCCUAUAGAUUUGUCUGCUCAAUUUUGAUUCUAAUCGGUGAGAAACAACUGACACUUAGCCAUUUUGGAUUUUGAUAUCUAAAGAGUGUUAUCACAUUGAUUGUGAAACAAAAUGGCCAACAGGCAGCCAUUUUGGGUUUUGAUAUCUAAAGAGUGUUAUCACAUUGAUUGUGAAACAAAAUGGCCAACAGGCAGCCAUUUUGGAUUUUAAUAUCUAAAGAUUGUUAUCACAUUGAUUGUGAAACAAAAUGGCCAACAGGCAGCCAUUUUGGAUUUUGACUGCAGAAGAAUCUAAUAACUAAUAUGCAAUACCCUCUACUUGUUAUCGCAUUAAAUGUGAAACAAAAUGGCCAACAGGCAGCCAUUUUGGAUUUUGAUAUCUAAAGAGUGUUAUCACAUUGAUUGUGAAACAAAAUGGCCAACAGGCAGCCAUUUUGGAUUUUAAUAUCUAAAGAUUGUUAUCACAUUGAUUGUGAAACAAAAUGGCCAACAGACAGCCAUUUUGGAUUUUGACUGCAGAAGAAUCUAAUAACUAAUAUGCAAUACCCUCUACUUGUUAUCGCAUUAAAUGUGAAACAAAAUGGCCAACAGGCAGCCAUUUUGGAUUUUGAAGAACCCAAUACCUAAAUAUGCAAAACUCUCUCCUCCUUCCUAAAUGUAUGAUACAUUAGGGUUAUUUUACUUGUCAGAUACCCCCAAAGAUGUGAGUUUCUUCAUUUUGGAUGCAACACCUCCUACCUCCAAUAUUACACAGUUUCCUGUAAUUCCUUACAGAAUCUAUAACUAUCUGGUAAUUGUGUGUCUUCUGAGUUCAGAUACUCCCAAUAUGUGAGUUUCUCCUUUUCAGAUACAAAAUACACAAACUUAUUCUGUUCUAAUAUCCCAAAGAUAUGAUUUUCUUGCAGUCAGAAUACCCAAUACAUCUUAGAGGCUCUCUUCUGUGCUGAUACUCUGUGAUAAAAUGAAUUCUUUAGUUCUUUAGAUUUCUCAGCAGUGUCAUAAAAACAAUUAUACUAUGAUUAGGAUUAAUUUGCUAAAAUUGGAUUUAGAAAUGGAUCUCCAUCCCUAGAGGUGCUUGAAGGAUGGAACCAAAUUGGGGAAAUGUACAUUCUUGAACAUCCUCCUUCCUUACAAGGAAUUUUAUGAAUAGUGAAUAUGAUUUCUGUUUGAUCACAAGGCUGUAACCCAACUGGAAAGUAUUUCGGAAAUUAUUUGUCAUAUUUGAAAUUCUUUGUUAAAUGAAUGAAUGACUGAAUUAGCCAGGAGAGCAUUGCAGGCCCCUUAUGCCUCUUGAUUGUUGUGCUGUAGUUAAAGAGGUUGUUUUCAAUGAAGAUCUUUGAUCCUUAUCAAAUUUAUGCUGCAUCUGCUUACAUCAUUACAUGCAUAUACCAGCUAUCAAGUAACCUGUUGUGGAUGCAUUUGUUGAAAUCAUAAUACAACUAUAUUUUGUACCUAUUUUGUGAUAAUUAAAUUAUCUUUGAAUAAAAUUACACAACAAAAACAUCA